AUGAUUGUGAGCAUCGUCGUGCACGGGGACAUUCUCUGUCCGUGGUGUUUUCUACAGAAGAGAAGUCUCGAAGAAGCCAUGGAACGCUACCAAGCGCUUCACCCUGAGGUGGAGUUCGACGUCGUUUGGAAACCAUUCCUUCUCUAUCCUACACUUCGAAAAGGUGACAAACGAGCUCUCUACGAAAAGAUCAUGUCCCCAGAGAAACUUCGACUCUUUACCUCCCGCCUUCAAACAGCUGGUUCUCGUUACGGCAUCUCCUUCUCUGUCACUGGCACUACCGGAUCCUCACAGCCCGCCCACCGUCUUGUAGCCCUAGCGUUGCAAGCUCAUGGGACAAGUGCUCAAUCUGCGGUCCUCGAUGCUUUAUUCCAAGGCCACUUUGAGCAUGGAGAGGACAUCACAAACGAGUCGUGGUUGAUGUACGUUGGCAGGACAGAGGGGCAACUCGAUGACACUGAAAUGAGAGCGGCAUUGCUGGGACCAGAGGCUGGUAAGGCACUGGAGCAAGAGGUCAGGAGUGCCGCAGUCGGAGGUGUAGAAGCUGUGCCAUGUAUCACGGUACAAAACAGAUUUCGAGUUGGAGGAUACCAAGAUUCAGAUAUUUUUGAAGGAUUGUUUGAAAAGGUCCGGCGAGAAAAAAGGUGA
Molecule: messenger RNA, 648 nt
Organism: Fusarium coffeatum
Lineage: Eukaryota; Fungi; Ascomycota; Sordariomycetes; Hypocreales; Nectriaceae
Exons: 2
Coding region: 1-648 (215 amino acids)
Molecular function (GO): oxidoreductase activity
Source: RefSeq, a predicted model, not a curated record